This is a messenger RNA of Paramacrobiotus metropolitanus, 2277 nucleotides long. RefSeq lists its product as uncharacterized. Bases 258 to 1886 code for a protein of 542 amino acids. Lineage: Eukaryota; Metazoa; Tardigrada; Eutardigrada; Parachela; Macrobiotidae. The record is from RefSeq and is a predicted model, not a curated record. The transcript is spliced from 3 exons.
CAACUACUGCAGUCUAAUAAAAUUUAUUACCCAAAUUUUGAACUACAUUAAUUUAACCGUUUGCUAAAUGAUUGCCAAGUGAAAUACAUCAUAGUGUGCAUAUAACAUACGGUUACAUACCAACUCCGUCACACUCGAAGGAAUACAUAAUCACUGUGAUAUUUUCCAGCUGUAAUUAACACUGCGCUAUCAGCGUAUACUGUGCUAUAUGGCGUAUAAACAGGUACUGCGUGGUAACAUAUUCAGCCCGCGGCGAUAUGCGUUGUCUGCUCUUCAUGCUCCUCCGCUGUACACAGCAUCAGCACACCACAAUCUUCUGCUCGCACCGCCACUGCUGCAGCGCCGCGACGCUGCCGGUUAACGACACCAUGCUGGCCGCUCGUCCGACCUUCCGCACCCGACCCGUCUUACUGUUGGUGGUGGUGCUGUACAUGGGAGUAGCGACGUGGUUCAGCAUCGCCAGUCUGUCCACGUAUCGCCUACAGGAUAGCGUGGGCUUCUUCUCCGAUGGCUUCCCGUAUAAUGGGAAAUUUUUUGUGCAUUAUAUUCGUUUUAAACCGGAUAACGGGAAUACGACGUUGCGGUUUCUGGAUUUUGUCAGUAUGAUGUCGGCGUUCAAUAACCUUCGUCCGGAUAAGAUUAUCGUCCACGGUGAUGCGGAGCCCACUGGCAUGUAUUGGCAAGCAGCACUGCAAAGCGGCAUCGUUGAGUUUCGUUCCCGUAACAUAACGAAACAAGUUGGUCAUCGCUUCGGUAAAAUAAAAGAAGUGGCAUUCAGAGAACAUUCCGCCGACAUGGCUAAACUGGACGUUCUACUGGAAUACGGGGGCGUCGCGGUGGAUUUUGACGUCUUUUUCGUCCGUGGUGAGCGUAUCAAGGAGGUCCUGCAGCUGAAGCAGUCCAUCACGUGCUACGGCGACGAAGACGGCUACAACAUCGGCUUCGUCGCCGGCCGGAAGUCGGCGCCGCUUCUCACUGCAUGGCGACGCAGCUACGAAGAUAUCUACCAGAACGACUGGAAUUUUAAUCAAGCCAAGGUUUGCCGGUAUUUAAGUAUCCUAUACCGGGAUUCCAAUUAUGUUGCCGGCGCCGUCUGCAACAACCCACACUCGCACGGGCUGCACGCGUUUUUCAAAGAGAUCGGGAAGAUGAACUGGACCAAUUCAAUGGCUAUCCACACGUAUCACCGGCACAGCGGGGUGGUGAUGGAACGCCCGGAAGAUCUGUACACCGGGAACUUUACUAACACUACAAAUGCGGAGAUGCUACAGUUUCUGUUCGAAGGGAAAUAUCUGCCGCCAGCGGACCCGGCGUUCCGCGAUGAGAUGGACCCGUUAACUGGAUUGAAGAUGGGUGAGACAACCACCACGGCGCUCCCGACGACCCAAAAGACGGAAGCAACAACGGCUGCAAUAAAACACAGUGAUGCGGCGAGCGUUGUUACGACGAAGGUGCCGGUAACGCAGAACAACGUAACUUCCGUGGCUACUGCGACGGUGAGUGCGUCGGUCCAAACGGUGAUGACAUCUGCGACUACAGCGAGCGUUACUGGAACCGUUGCCACGACGAAAUUACCGGCAAUGCAGAACGCUUCCUCGAUGUCCACUGCGAUGGAUAGUACACCGCUUAAGACAGAGGCGGUAUCUGCGACAACACAAGCCGUUAGUGCAACUAGCGUUAUUGCGACCCAAAUGCCGGUAACGCACGCCGUUUCUUCGGUAACCGCUACCACCAAUACGACAUCAGUAACGCAGACUGCUUCGUCGACAACGGUGUCAACCGUUGCGACGACAACAAACCCAGUUACAGCGGCGACGACGCCGAGUUUGCCUGUUACCCCGGGAAAUGCGUCAGUGACGACAGCGACUUUAAAGUCUUCGAGUUAACUGUGUUACGCUUGUUUUGCUGGAAACAGCACAACUAAUGUGCGGCUGAUCUCCGUUGUGAUUACAAUGUAGCAUACCUUGUGUUAACUUGCUAUACUUCUGUGUGUACUAGGUGCCAAGUAAUUUCUUGGUAAUAUGUUAUUUACUUUCCUUUGGAGUGAAUGAAAAUUUUGCUUGUAAUUUUCUGCUACCCGGCUUGGCCUUGUACUGCUUUUCCUAUCAUUUGUCCGCGAAUGUUUUUUUUUCUUUUUUGUUUUCACUAUCAUUACAUUGUUAGAGUGGCGUGUUUGGCUCGGUAAAGGACCAAUACAGCGUGCUGGUCAAUGAUCGGCAGCGGUGCGUCUCGCAAGUGCAGAAGUGAAAGCAGCGAUAUGGGACAAUAAACGGAAGA